Molecule: messenger RNA, 358 nt
Organism: Centruroides sculpturatus (bark scorpion)
Lineage: Eukaryota; Metazoa; Arthropoda; Arachnida; Scorpiones; Buthidae
Product: venom protein 302-like
Exons: 2
Biological process (GO): regulation of cell growth; regulation of signal transduction
Cellular component (GO): extracellular region
Molecular function (GO): insulin-like growth factor binding
Source: RefSeq, a predicted model, not a curated record
AAAUCAAGAACAUACGCCCUGGAUUGUCCUCCGUGUGACAAAUCUGCCUGUCAACCUCACGGAAGAUGCGUUGCCGGAGUGGUUAAAGACGUUUGUGGUUGUUGUGACGUGUGUGCAAAGAAAAUUGGCGAAGAAUGUGGAGGACCCGACGAUAUGUAUGGCAAAUGUGCAAGUUGGAUGGCGUGUAUCAGGAGGCCACUCCCUCCUCCUGAAAACGUCGACAUUAAAAUUUGGCAUAAAAAUCAGAAAGGAAAAUGUUUUCCCUUAGAUAAUAAGUAAUUGUAAAUAAUCUUUGAAUAAACUACACAUGAUUCAAUCGAUAAGGUCUAUUUAUCAUACUGUGAAUGAAAAUUCAUUU